AUGGAAGAUAUAGAAGAUGUUAUUCGUGUUACUACGGUUACUAAUUUAAAGCGAAAUCAUGUGAUUGCCAGGAAACGUUUGAAAGGAGAUGAAGAAAUAUUUUAUGGUGAUAGUUUUGUUCCUGGAACGCAAAAAAUCUAUAUAAGAACAUGGGGUUGUACACAUAAUACAAGCGACUCCGAACAAAUGGCUGGUUUACUCUUAGCAGCUGGUUAUCAGCUGACCAACAAAAAAGAAGAUGCGUCUCUAUGGAUACUAAACAGCUGCACUGUAAAGACACCAUCUGAAACGCAACUCGAAAAUACAGUUAAGGAAGCUCAAAAAUUGAAUAAGUUUAUCGUUGUAGCGGGCUGCGUAUCUCAGGCUGAACCAAAUCUGCGAUUUUUGGAAGGAAUCUCAAUAGUUGGAGUUAAACAAAUUGAAUGUAUAACUCAAGCAGUGGAAGAAACAUUGAAAGGAAAUUGUGUUCGAUUCUUGUCGCGGAGAAAACCAAAUUCGAACCUGUUACUUCCAAAAAUACGAAAAAAUAAAUUUAUAGAAAUUCUUGCAAUCAGUAGUGGUUGUUUGAAUCAUUGCACAUAUUGCAAAACAAAAUCUGCUCGUGGAAAUCUGGUUAGCUUUCCACUCGAUAGCUUACUAGAGCGAGCACAAAAUGCAUUUGUUGACGAUUGCAAAGAACUUUGGCUGACAUCCGAGGAUUUGGGCGCUUGGGGUCGUGAUAUUGACAUG
Molecule: messenger RNA, 729 nt
Organism: Acanthocheilonema viteae
Lineage: Eukaryota; Metazoa; Nematoda; Chromadorea; Rhabditida; Onchocercidae
Source: the annotation of a GenBank genome assembly